This is a messenger RNA of Pristis pectinata (smalltooth sawfish), 2357 nucleotides long. Its product is annotated as glucosamine-6-phosphate isomerase 1-like. Gene Ontology annotation, cellular component: cytoplasm. The transcript is spliced from 9 exons. The record is from RefSeq and is a predicted model, not a curated record. Gene Ontology annotation, biological process: D-glucosamine catabolic process; N-acetylneuraminate catabolic process; N-acetylglucosamine catabolic process. Bases 388 to 1092 code for a protein of 234 amino acids. Lineage: Eukaryota; Metazoa; Chordata; Chondrichthyes; Rhinopristiformes; Pristidae. Gene Ontology annotation, molecular function: glucosamine-6-phosphate deaminase activity; identical protein binding.
GGAGAAGGAAACCAUAAGAAAUAAAGAGACUGUCGCUUAAGGGGAUUAACAGGACCAGGCAUCAACCUUAAACUCCACAACCCGGAAAAUUUACAUGGAACAAACCGGAAAAAAAACAGUAGCAGAAGGUGAUUUGAUCUUUGCCGCUUCUCAAUUUUUCAAGAAAACCAACAAUGAAAUUGGUUAUAUUGGAGGACCACACCAAAGCCAGUGAAUGGGCUGCAAAAUAUAUCCGGAAUCAGAUCGUUCAAUUCAACCCAGGUCCUGGCAGAUACUUCACUCUGGGGUUGCCUACUGGAAGCACUCCAUUGGGAAGCUAUAAAAAGCUAAUUGAAUAUUAUAAGAACGGAGAUUUAUCCUUCAGAUAUGUGAAAACAUUCAACAUGGAUGAAUAUGUGGUGGGACCAAAAUUGUUCACAAUACUCUGGAUGUGGUCUCUCUAGUGCCUUGUACAGUUGUGGCCUUCCAAAGGACCAUCCUGAAAGCUUUCAUUCUUUCAUGUGGAACAAUUUCUUUAAACACGUAGAUAUCCUGGCUGAAAAUACACAUAUUCUGGAUGGAAAUGCUCCAGAUCUGGAGGCUGAGUGCAACGCUUUUGAAGAGAAAAUUAAGGCGGCAGGAGGAAUUGAUCUGUUUUUUGGCGGUAUUGGCCCAGAUGGUCAUAUUGCAUUCAAUGAACCAGGAUCCAGCCUUGUAUCUCGCACCAGAGUGAAGACUUUGGCAAUGGAUACAAUAUUGGCCAAUGCUAGAUUCUUCAAUGGAGAUUUGACUAAAGUCCCUACUAUGGCUUUGACUGUUGGAGUGGGUACCAUAAUGGAUGCCAGAGAGGUGUUGAUUCUUAUCACAGGAGCUCACAAGUCCUUGGCUCUGUAUAAAGCAAUAGAAGAUGGUGUAAACCAUAUGUGGACUGUCUCUGCUCUUCAGCAGCACCCCAAAACGCUAUUUGUAUGUGAUGAAGAUGCCACAUUGGAACUCCGUGUAAAAACAGUCCAGUAUUUUAAAGGUUUGUUGCAUGUUCACAAUAAGCUUGUAGAGCCAUUGUAUAGUAUGAAGCAAAAUGGUGCAGUUAAGGAAGCAGCUUGUUAUUUUUAAUGAAGACCAUCGAUCUGCAGGACCUUCCACAGAAAGCAGUUCUUCUGCAAGAGUAACUGAAGGAAAUCUAGUCUGAGAGGCUGUGAAAUCUUAAGAUGGAUGAUCUUUGUGCUUCUCGUGUUAUCAAUCAAAACUUCUGAUUUUUGUGUUGAGGACAAUAAUGGAAUGUAUCUUUAAGUCUGAUUAUGGCUUGAGAGCUGAGACCUGUUCAUCUGAACUCCGGUGACUGACCCAUAAGCUUUUUGUGAAAAGCAGAAGUGAUGAGGAUUGUGUUCCUGACCUAUUCAAAGAUUUAUAUUUAUGAAAUGUGCAAUUUGCAGCUUGGAUCUGCUGGAUCUCAAUUUUGAAAUAUUUCUUUUGAACCAGUUAGAAAUAUUUGAAAAACUAUUAAUUCUGCAAUGUAAAGUUGAAAAUAUGCCUACUAAAUAGGACAAAGCCAUAAUAAUUGGAUUUUUAUUGAAAAUGAUCUUGCACAGAGGUCAUUGUAAAGUACUCAGCACCUCCCAACACUCUGCUGAUUAGUAUCAUUGUCUCUUUUACUCUACAUUGAGUCUACUUGUAAUAUAGUCAUCACGUUUAGUCAGUAGAUUUCAAUUUCUCAUUGAAAGUCACCUUCAAACGUAACAGAAUUGACCCUUGCUUUUUGAUAACUUUUGCAUAUGGUGUAUUUAAUGAACAGGACUUAAGAGAUUUCUGCAGUUUAUCCAGCCAGUGCUGAUGUUUGAAAACCACUAAACUCUGCUUUAUCUCUCAAUUGCCAUUUCUGCCAAAUAGCUAAUCACCUAUCAUACAUUUGCUACAUUUCUCUUCAGUUUCCCUGAACACUAUUCCACAUAACCACCAGUUUCUGUGGAUGCAGUGAUUGCACAGACCUACAUGCAUAACGCUUUGUUGUUUGCAUUUGCUUUUAUGCCAAAUGUUUCCUGUGUCAGAUCACAAUAGAAAGGAAUUUGCAAAGGACUGUUCAGUGAAAUGUAGAAGCUUCUACUCUCCACUUUUUUUUUCCCUGGAGUUUGAAAUGUAUUAAGGGAUUGUGUUGCGCUGUUAUGCACUGGUUACUAGUCCAGCAUGUUUAUUUCAGGGAUAGUUAAAGUAGAUGCUAUGUGUGUCUGAAGGCUGAUGAAUACAAAAAAAAGUAUAUGUUGGGCUAUUUUAUGAAAUCAAUUAAAGGAAGUCUCUGCAGGCAGAAUUAAUCAAAGUAAGCCACAUUGUCAUCUGUCAUAUUGUCGACUUUCUAAUUUUCUUUUGAAGAACAAUAAAGAUGU